AUGGUUGAACAGGACCUUGACAAGUCUGGGGAUAAUCAUAGACCACCUAAUGGGUAUAUUCAAAGACAUUUUCCUAUGCUUCCUUGGUAUUCAGCCCCAGAUAAACCCUUUCCUCGUAGGAAAUAUAAGUGUUUGAAGUGUCUUGAGAUGAUGAAGCGAUCAUCAAAUGCUCAAGUUGAGACAGCGCUUUCUGAAAAAAAAUCUCAAGUAGAAUGUUUAGUUAUGUCAAGAGAAAAAAUAUCAUUAAAUGAGGUAUCUGAAGAUAAAGAAGUUAAUAAAGACGAUAUGUCUGUUCAAGAUAAUUGUAUUACGUCGAAAUCGUGGUCGGAUUUGCUUAAAGGGCCAGAAUCAAGUUAUUCUAAUGGUUCAUCGAAGCUAGUAAUCACGAGGGAGAUGCCAUCUAAUAAUUUAAAGGAAGUGUUUGAUUAUGUUAAGUUAAAAUCAGGGAGAAAUCAUAAUGUUUUGAUUCAGCCUCGUGGCCUUAUUAAUAUAGGGAAUGUUUGUUUUAUGAAUGUGAUUCUUCAAGUUUUAGUUUUUUGUCCUCCAUUUUAUAAUUUAUUGGAUGAAAUUGGUAAAAAAAUGACACAUAGUUUGGUUAAUAAUACAUCUUUAAUAAGUGCAUUGAUUUCUUUUAUUCGUGAAUUUCCUAUUAUUGAUAAGCCAGUUUUAAAUGGUGGAACAACGGUAAAAAAAGAUGAUUUUGAAGAAUUUGGAGAGCCUUUUAUUCCAGAAUAUGUCUAUAUGGCAAUGCGAGGGAAUAAGCUUUUUGAUUCUAUGAGGAGAGGACAUCAAGAAGAUGCAGAAGAAUUUUUAGGGCUUUUGCUUGAUGCGCUUCACGAAGAAUUUGUUCAAGAAAUGAAACCAAAUGCUGAUGUUUUUCCUAAUAAUACAAUUCGAUAUAUAAACUGCGUAGAUUUCGUAUCUACGAAUUCUUUUGAUUACUCUCAGGAUAAAAAUGAGAAUGAAUGGGUUGAAGUAGGUCCGAAACAGAAAACGAGUAUUAUGCGAUCGGCUACAGUAUCCGAGUCUCCUUUAACACCUAUUUUCACUGGAAAUUUUCGUUCUAUUUUACGUGUAUCUGGGAUGAAACCAUCCAUUACACUUGAGCCCUAUCGAUCUUUACAGCUUGAUAUUGAACCUCUUCAUAUAGGUUCAAUAGAAGAAGCACUUCAGAAUAUUACACAACCAGAAGUUCUUAAUGGAGAUUGGCAUUCUUCUUUAGGUGAAAAGUUAAAGGCAACAAAACAAGUUUUUAUUGAAACGUUUCCACAAGUUCUUAUUCUUCAUCUUAAGCGCUUUAUCUAUGAUAAUGUUGGUGGUGCUCAAAAAUCUUAUAAAAAUGUUCAUUAUCCUUUACAAUUCGAAAUUCCUCCAACUGUAAUGAGUCCUCAUCGUCGUAUUGAAAAAAAUAUAAAAUUUAUUUUGUUUGCUGUUGUAUAUCAUCAUGGAAUGUCUGCCUCGGGUGGACAUUACACUGUUGAUCUUCUUCGUCAAGAUUUACAUUCCUGGAUUCGUAUUGACGAUACCCAUAUUUCUCAUAUCCUUCCAGAGCAUGUUAUUCCUUCUUCCGAUUCGCCAAAUCGUUUUGCUUAUCUUCUUUUUUAUCUUCGUUUAUGA
Molecule: messenger RNA, 1617 nt
Organism: Pneumocystis murina B123
Lineage: Eukaryota; Fungi; Ascomycota; Pneumocystomycetes; Pneumocystales; Pneumocystaceae
Exons: 7
Coding region: 1-1617 (538 amino acids)
Biological process (GO): protein deubiquitination
Cellular component (GO): nucleus; cytosol
Molecular function (GO): cysteine-type deubiquitinase activity; cysteine-type endopeptidase activity
Source: RefSeq, a predicted model, not a curated record